Molecule: messenger RNA, 3501 nt
Organism: Plenodomus lingam JN3
Lineage: Eukaryota; Fungi; Ascomycota; Dothideomycetes; Pleosporales; Leptosphaeriaceae
Source: RefSeq, a predicted model, not a curated record
AUGGCCGCCACACUACCACUUCUGACCCAAGGCAUCGAGCCAGUUUCGGGCGAAUCAUAUUCACCACCCGGCGAACGCCACGUCCAAGCAACAUGGGGUUCCAAGGAUGGCAACAUCUCGAAUACAGAGUGGAAUGACCCGGAAGCCAAUAGGUUACCAGAAAAAGUAGCCGAGUUGGAGAAGAAAGGCGAACUGAAUAAUUCACAUCCGCGAAGACGGGUUGUUGUUGUGGGAUUGGGCAUGGUUGGUGUAGCAUUCAUGAUUGAAAGUAUCGCUGGAUCCGAGCUGACAAGGCGAAGUGAGAAAUUGAUGAAAUACGACAUCAAGCGAAGAGAAUAUGAUAUCAUCGUCAUUGGCGAAGAACCACAUCUGGCAUAUAACCGUGUCGGAUUGACGAGUUUCUUUCAACAUCGCCAGGUCGAGAACUUGUAUCUGAACCCUCAGGAAUGGUACUCAUCAAUGCCAGAAGACUCACUACACUACCACCUCAACACACUUGUUACCGAGAUCGACUCGGAAAACAAAACCGUCAAAACAUCGUCGGGCCAAGCCGUUUCCUAUGACAUCCUCGUGCUGGCAACAGGAUCCAAUGCCCUUCUGCCACGACACACACCUGGACACGAUGCAAAGGGUGUAUUCGUCUACCGCACAAUCGAGGAUUUGCAACGACUCAUCGAAUUCUCAGCGACACGCAAGGGCACGACUGGCACCGUUGUCGGAGGUGGUCUGCUAGGUCUAGAAGCAGCGCAUGCGAUGAUGGAUCUUCAAGAUUUCGGUCAGGUCAAACUCAUUGAGCGCAAUCGAUGGGUACUGUCGAGGCAACUGGACAGUGAUGCUGGCGGUAUGGUUGUUGAGCAAGUACGGGAAUUAGGCUUGGAUGUCAUGCUCAGCAAAAGGGUUGGCAAGAUCUUGACUGAUGAGGAAAAUGCAGUCAAGGGCGUUGUGUUUGAGGAUGGUGAGCAGAUGGAGUGUUCGUGUAUAUGCUUCGCUAUUGGUAUCGAAGCCCGCGACGAAUUAGCACGAAAAGCAGGACUCAAAUGUGCAGACCGAGGAGGCGGUAUCAUUGUUGGCAGCGAUCUCGUAACUUCGACACCAGACAUCUAUGCCAUUGGUGAAUGUGCAAGUUGGGAAGGUCAGACAUUCGGUCUCAUCGCGCCUGGCGUCGAAAUGGCGGACGUCCUAGCCUUCAACCUCACACAAGCCAAAGCACAUGCGCCACGCAAGUUCAAGAGCCCGGAUUUGAGUACAAAGCUAAAGCUUCUGGGUGUCGAAGUGGCUAGCUUUGGUGACUUCUUUGCUGAUCGCGAUGGCCCAAAGAAUUUGCCUAGACGGCCGCGGGCGGACAAGGAGGCGAAUGGCACGACGACUAGGGAUAAGCUGACGAAUGGAUCUACGCCGCCGCCUGUAAAAGCCCUUACCUACAAGGACCCCUUUAAACAAGUAUACAAGAAGUAUCUCUUCACGACGGAUGGAAAGUAUUUGCUAGGCGGUAUGAUGAUUGGUGACACGAAAGAUUACAUCAAGUUGGUGCCAAUGGUCAAAAACCAAAAGCCCCUCGAGGUCCCACCGAGUGAGCUUAUUGUCGGCGCACAAAGGGACGACGAUGACGGCUCUGAUCUCACAGACGACACGCAAAUAUGCUCAUGUCACAACGUGACCAAAGGCGAUGUCGUCAACGCUGUCAAGGACGGAACAUGCAAGAGCAUCGGGGACGUCAAGUCCUGCACAAAAGCUGGAACUGGGUGUGGUGGCUGCAUGCCCCUCGUGCAGACGAUCUUCAAUAAGACCAUGACUUCCAUGGGCAAUGAGGUCAAGAACCAUCUCUGUCCACACUUUGAGUAUUCACGAGCCGAUCUGUUCAACAUCAUCUACGUCAAGGAGCUCAAAGACUUUGCGUCGGUAAUGAGAGAGGCUGGAAAGGAACCCAAUUCUUUGGGGUGCGAAGCUUGCAAGCCCACAAUUGCGAACAUAGUCUCCUCAUUAUUCAACAAGCAUCUACUAGACCUGGACAAGCGCGGUCUCCAGGAAACAAACGACAGGUUCCUGGCCAAUAUCCAGCGCAAUGGAACAUUCUCCGUGGUACCCCGUGUAUCUGGUGGAGAAAUCACCCCAGAGAAGCUCAUCAUCAUUGGCACGGUGGCGAAGAAAUACAAUCUCUAUACAAAAAUUACAGGAGGCCAACGGAUCGACAUGUUUGGCGCACGGAAACAGGAUUUGCCUGAUAUCUGGCAAGAGUUGAUUGACGGCGGUAUGGAGUCUGGCCACGCCUACGCGAAGUCUCUGCGGACAGUCAAGUCGUGUGUAGGGACUACCUGGUGCCGAUUUGGUAUUGGUGAUAGUGUGGGUAUGGCUGUCCGCCUGGAGGAGCGAUACAAGUCUAUCCGUGGGCCCCACAAGAUCAAGGGUGGCGUAUCCGGCUGUGUGCGCGAGUGCGCCGAAGCACAAAACAAGGACUUUGGUCUCAUCGCGACAGAAAAGGGCUUCAACAUCUUCGUGGGCGGCAACGGCGGCGCGAAACCACGUCAUUCUGAACUCUUGGCCAAGGACGUGCCACCAGAUGACGUAGUCCCUAUCCUCGACCGUUACCUAUCCUUCUACAUCCGCACAGCUGACAAGCUCCAACGGACAGCACGAUGGAUGGAGAAUCUCCCAGGCGGUAUCAAAUACCUACAAGAAGUGAUUCUCGAGGACAAACUUGGCAUCUGUGCUGACCUCGAAAAGCAAAUGGAAGACCUCGUUGGCACCUUCUUCUGCGAGUGGACUGAAGUCCUCAAAGAUCCCAAUAAGCGUGCCUGGUUCAGCCAAUUCGCAAACACGACCGAAACCAUCAACGACACUAUCGAGCCGACCCAUGAACGCGGACAACAGCGCCCCUCGUACUGGCCCAAGGACUCCGUCACCCAAGACUUCCGCGGCACCCAAUGGACACAGCUAUCAUGGCAACCCCUCGUUCAGGCCGCCGAGUUCAAAGACACAGACACGGGCGACAGCAAGGCCAUCAAGCGCGGCGACACCCAACUCGCCGUCUUCAAAGUCAAAGGGAAAUACUACUGCACGCAGCAAAUGUGUCCUCACAAGCGGGCCUUUGUCCUCUCCGACGGCCUCAUAGGCGACGACGUCGCAAACAACAAACUCUGGGUUUCGUGCCCCUAUCACAAGCGCAACUACGAGCUCUCCGGCACCAACGCAGGCAAGUGUGCCAACGACGAGUCUGUGAAUAUUGCAGUCUUCCCCAUUGAAGAGCGUGGCGAUGGCUGGCUCUAUGUCAAGUUGCCGAGUGUGGAGGAACUCGAUGCUGUGCUGGGGACGAGCAAGUUUGUGAUUAAGAAGAGUGAGACGGAGGAUCCGUUUGCCAAAUUGGAUAAGAAGUUGGCGCGGUUGCAGUUGAAGGGUAGGAAGGGGCAGCAGGUUUCUCAUUUGGAGAAUGGGCUGGGGGAGAAGGGUAGGGCGGGUAUGAUCUUGGCGGGAGGGGAGAGGGGGGCUGGGGGGCUGGAUUGGUAG